Molecule: messenger RNA, 863 nt
Organism: Cyprinodon variegatus (sheepshead minnow)
Lineage: Eukaryota; Metazoa; Chordata; Actinopteri; Cyprinodontiformes; Cyprinodontidae
Gene: igfbp7
Product: insulin-like growth factor-binding protein 7
Exons: 5
Coding region: 45-833 (262 amino acids)
Biological process (GO): regulation of cell growth; regulation of signal transduction
Cellular component (GO): extracellular region
Molecular function (GO): insulin-like growth factor binding
Source: RefSeq, a predicted model, not a curated record
CAGUUCUCACAUCUCAGUCUUAGUCCAGAUCUCAUCUAAGCGCCAUGAAGCCCUGUUCCUUCUCUCUGCUCCCGGUCUUGCUGCUGUUCCUGGUCCCGGUUCUGGCGGCCGGACCGGGCUGUGCUUCCUGCGACCCGACUCAAUGCGCCCCCCUCCCUUCUGACGGCUGUCCCGCAGGCUCCCUGCAGGACUCCUGCGGGUGCUGUGCGGUCUGCGCCGCUGCGGAGGGAGAGCCGUGCGGUGGACGCCGCGCGACAGCGCGCCGCUGCGGCACCGGACUGGAGUGCGUCAAAAGCGACGACGACAAGAAGAGCAAGAGCGGCGUGUGCGCGUGCAAGAACAACUACGAGGUCUGCGGCACCGAUGGAACAACGUACAAGAACGGCUGCGCGCUGAAGAGCGCGAGCCUGACAGCGCAGAAAGAGGGCAAAGAGGCCAUCAGUGUCCUAAACAAAGGCCGCUGCGCUUCAGCUCCUGUCAUCGUCACUCCACCGGGUCAGGUGUACAACGUCAGCGGCUCCCAGGUGUACCUGAGCUGUGAGGCUGUGGGUGUGCCCACACCUGUCCUCACCUGGAGGAAGGUCCUUGGUGGAAAGAGAAAGGCGGCGCUUCUUCCCGGAGAUCGAGACAACCUGGCGAUCCAGACCAGAGGAGGACCAGAAAAGCAUCAAGUGACCGGAUGGGUUCUGAUCUCCCCUCUGACUGAAGAAGAAGAUGGAUCAUAUGAGUGUCACGCCUUCAACUCCAAAGGUGAAGCAUCGGCCAUUGGGGAGAUCCACCUUGUCGAAUCCAUCGACGAAAUCAAGACGGGGCUCAAGGAGGAUGAGCUGUGAUCAGCGGGUCCAACAAACAUUACAGGAAAC